Messenger RNA from Morone saxatilis (striped sea-bass), 3791 nucleotides. It is a transcript of the gene cunh18orf54, whose product is annotated as chromosome unknown C18orf54 homolog. NCBI's taxonomy places the organism in Eukaryota, Metazoa, Chordata, Actinopteri, Moronidae. The coding region runs from base 625 to 2301 and encodes 558 amino acids. The transcript is spliced from 15 exons. The record is from RefSeq and is a predicted model, not a curated record.
GUCACUCAUGCACACAGAAAACACUGCAGUCCUCACGCAGCUUCAGGUCUGUACGGAUGUGAUCCGGACACUUGCAGGGGUCGCUUACCCACCAGACCCCCCUUAACGAAGUGGCAGGCUAGAGUUUGCGUUGCGUUUUGAGAAAGUUAGUUACAACUAGUACUACAACCAAAUCUAUAAGUGUCCUGUUCUGGAAGAGUGUAUCGUUUAAUACGGCAUGAAUCGCAUAGAACAAAUAUAACGUUGGCGUAUUUUAAUGUCAUUUUAACCUCGUUUUCGGUUCCCCUCAUAUGAUGUGCCUUGGAGCGACAGCCCCGGGCGGUAAACAUUCCCUUAAUUCCUGAAGGUCUUAGAAGUCCGUAAAUUGUCCUAAGGUUCACUAUGUCAGCCAUGUCCGUCUCCGCUAAUAACAAUGAACUGAUUUUAUUGCCAGAUUUUUUUAAUGGAGCAACGACUCUGGCGGAGCCCCUCUGGGCUAAACUGAUUCCAGACCAGCUAACAGUGUUGGUUAGUUUUACCCGGGAGCCUUGAAUUGUGUGUUUUGGACGACGCUGUAGGCAGAGGGCUGGGAACCACGGAACCACGGAACCACGGAGAACGAGAGCCUGUGGACUCCAAGACAGCAUGGCGUCCAGCGGCUUGGUGGGUGACUGUCUGUCUCCAGAGUCGACGGUGACCUCCCUGCUGUUCAGCUCGGGGCACCUGAGGAGCAGCCUGCUGGCCCCUGAACACAACACCACCUUCAGAUACAGAAACAAGAACUAUGGCUCAGCCUCGGCGGCGCUGGAUGCCUACAUUGCAGACUUUGAGAGGAGUCCUCGGAACAGCAAAUCGUUGACAGGAACACUAGUUCUGCCGUGCAGUCCGCCCACCACACCAAGCAGGCCCAGAACGAGCACGCUCAGAAACAAAGAUGUUCUCAGGGAGCGUUUGACCGACAGGGAGCUGGACUUCCUGAACCUCCCUGUCAGCUCCCUCCAUCACAUUGGCAACCGAGACAGACUCUCCAUGACAACAGAUGAGCUGCUGUCUAUCCCUUACGAUGGCUCAAUGCCAGUCACCCACACCUCAGCCUUCAUGCAAGGGCUCUUGUCCCAGUCUGGAGCCUCCCAACAUUGCCCCUCCUCCUCCAGACCAGCACACAGAACCUGGGACAGACUCAGCAGCAGCUACCCUGCCCCCCAACUCAGCCACCAGAACCACCCUCAUCCGGCCAGGACGCCCAGGAGCUCCAGGUGCAGAGGACGACCAGGGGCAGCCAUGUUGAAACCAGAUGUUGCCAGCUGCUACAGGCAGUCUGCACACCGAGCAGCGAGGUCAGAGUGCGAGGAGCCGUCUUCGUCGCUCCACCUCCCUCACUGGUUCACCAGCAACAAGACUGACAUGGACUGUUCUGGAAUCACCAGUGUGCCGGACAUAAAGUACCCAGCCUGGAUCCAGCGCUGUGACCUCAGCGAGCCGCCACCACCCGCAGAGUCAGAGCUGUGGGAUGACCACGGUGUUCUUCCACCUGCAGCUCCCAGACCCGGAGCUCCGUCCUGGGUAGCAGAGCUGGAAGAUGAUGAUGGCGACCAGAUGCCUGCACAGGUUGACAGCCAGCAGACUCUCAGAGAGCUGCGGCUCCAGUUCGCUGAACAGAUUUCUCUACUCGCUGCAGAGAAAAAAAGCUCAGACAUCAUGGAAACUCUCUUCAGAGACAACAGGCUCGAGUCUCUAAUCCAAAAGGCAGAUCAGGUGUUGAACUCUCUGUCUCAGAGUUCUGGAGGAGCAGGAAGUCUGGCAGAUUCAGUCAGUCCUCCUGAAGCUGAGAACACCGAGGAGCUGCUGCUCCGCUCUUCCUCACACUGUCAUCCAGUCACUCUGGAGUCAGCAGCAGCAGCGGGGGGCGUCACAGAGGCUCUGACUGACAGAGGAGCUCAGGCUCUAGGGUGCUGUCUUCACGGAAACAGCAUAUUCAAGCAGCCUGGUCCAGUGGAGGCUCUGAAGCAGAUGUUGUUCAGACUGCAGGCAGUGGAAGCAGAGCUUCAGCGACAACAACAACAGGCAUCAGUCGCUCCUAUGCUCACUGACAGGACACAGGCAGAGGAGACUCCAGUGAAGCCGAGCCCUGAAGGUGAAGCAGAGCUGGAAAGUUUUCCUGGUGGACCAUCACUACAGAGAGCUCUGCAUCAUCUGAGCCGUCUGAAGGUGCUGGUGGAAGAACCCAGAGAGAAACACAAAGAGGAGAAGGACGAAGAUGAAGGACGCUACUCCUCCUCAUCUGCUGACGGACUCAUUUGCACUCAGCAGAAACCCUCCUGAGGCUACAGGCCCCCGAGGGACUUCAAUGAAAAAGAUGGAGUUGCCUUGAAGGUGGAUUUUUGACUGAGCUAGGCUAGCAGUUUCCCCUGAAUUUAUCUUAAUGUCUACGUUGCCCUUUAAAUUCCAGAUGAGAAUGAAGCUCUGUAGUGUCACAGCAAUGUUAGGGACAAUCAGACUCAAACUGAGAAAAGUAUCAACAUCUUACAACACACUCCAAGCAUCUGUUCAACUGUUGAGAUGUGGCAAUUAGAAUGGGGACCAAUAUUGUCAAAUUGAUAUGUGAAUGUGCCAAUAUGAAUGAAGUGAUAUGUCUAGUUGUUCGUUACUGCACUGAAAAUGAUCUUUUUCAUGAUACAUAUUUCUGUUUGUAGCCAGGCUGGCAGCAAGACCCUGGAGAUGACAGUGUUACAAUGGUAGCUUUACGCAUUAAAUAAUGGAUGUAAACAUGCUAACUUGACCAUUUUAAAUAUGAAUGUUAACAUGUCAACUAUAAAUGUUACAUGUUAGCUUGUUCCCAUGCUAAAAGGUGAAUGUUACAUGCUAAACCUUAGCAUGUUAGCAUCCAACUGUUGUCAGUAUGGAUGUUAACAUGCUAACUGUAGCCACAUUGAUUUUCUAACAUUAGCAUUUUAACAUGCCAAUUUCCUUAUUAUAAUGCAUAUUCCAGUGCCAAAGUCUUACAUGUUAAAUGUCACAUGCUAAACCUCAACAAGAAGGUUGUUUUCUAACUUUUGUAACUAUGCACUGUAAUGUAGUUAGACACCACUAUUUAUACUAAUUACUGAACACAUUUUAUUGAAUGAAAAAAAAAAAUAUAUAUAUUUUUAUUUGCGAAACUAAGGUAUAGAAAGUUUUGGUAUUUGUACAGAAACACAAAGGCAUUGUACUGGCAUGCUAACGUGGUACAAUUAGCAAAUUACCACUUAGCAUUAAGCUCAAAGCACAGCUCUAACUCUGAGGCUGACAAAGUUCUGAGACUGAGAUGUCCUAAAAUGUCUUUAAAUAUGUCUAACUUAGAGUGUAAUAAUACAGAAGUGCCUGAAAAAACGAACAUGGAUGCCUCAUGUCAGCUAAAGGCGUUCGUUCAAGGUCAUUAACCUUAAAUCUAAUGGAUACAGUGCUGUAGCAACGUGCACAGUGUUUGUUACCCUCAUUGUUUUACUGUCUUAAGUUAAAAAAGUUCCCUCUUUAUGAACUUUACUCAGUAUGAUUUGGACAGGAAAUCAGAUUAUUGAUGCAUUGGUGUUCUUUGUCUCUCAGCUGAUGAAGACAGACUGUCAGUGUUUUCUCUCCGGCUUUACAUUUGGAACCAUUAAAGAGUCAAAUCAGCGGUCAGGCAGACAGGUGACAGCUAAAUAUGAAAAGAUAUUUGUUUUGUUACAGAUUGAUUUUUAAUGUUUAACAUGAAGUGUUUUUUAUUUCCUUGUAACAGGCUCAUCCCCAGCUGCUCUGAGCUGGCAUGUAUUAAAACAAAAUUAGUUUACAACCGG